Rotaria sordida is the source of this 549-nucleotide messenger RNA. The record is from the annotation of a GenBank genome assembly. Lineage: Eukaryota; Metazoa; Rotifera; Eurotatoria; Philodinida; Philodinidae.
AUGGACAAAUAUCCUCUGAUGGAAUGGAUAUCAACAUUUUAUCGACCUUAUUUUACCUGUAAAGGUGAUGAAUUAAUUAUCUUUUUUCAUUAUCUGAUGAUUAAAGAACAUUUUCGAGUUGUUGAUCUUGUUUACAACGUUGAUGAUUAUCAAGUGCUUGUUGAAUAUCCAGUCGAUGAUCAUGUGAAUUAUCAAACUUCAACGUUUUAUUCAACUGGAAUAAUUAAUGUUGAUGCAUUUGUUGGAAAAGCAUCAGGUGCUAUGCGUAUCUUAAAUGAAUAUAUUGCAAAUAAACAACGACAAGUUGGACAAUCUGGUCUUAAUAAACAAUAUGGUGUUCUUCCAGGUGGCGUUAAUCCACAACCUUAUUCUGUUCCAAGUAGUGUUAAUCCACAACCUUAUUUUGGCCCAGGUAGUGUUAAUCCGCAACCUUAUUUUGGCCCAGGUGGUGUUAAUCCACAACCUUCUUUUGUUCCAGGUGGUGUUAAUCCACAACCUUCUUUUGUUUCAGAUGGUAUGAAUCCAUCACAUAGUGGUGAAAAGCAUUGA